Linum tenue is the source of this 3757-nucleotide messenger RNA. NCBI's taxonomy places the organism in Eukaryota, Viridiplantae, Streptophyta, Magnoliopsida, Malpighiales, Linaceae. The record is from the annotation of a GenBank genome assembly.
UCCAUCGGGUUCGCUUCCAAAUUAAUAAUUCACAGAGUUACAAUUUACAAACGGAUCCAAGCCAUCUUGGCUCCGGUUACCCGAGAUCUUUUCAUGGUCUCCUCACCUUCCCCGCUAAGGGAGAGGACCCGUUAAAAGUCAAGAUUUUGACUCUUCUCUACUUCAGCUUCAGCAGGCACGCGGGCACGAAGAAGAAGAAGAGGCUCUCCCUCCUCCACCUGCCGACAAUGAUUCCGAAAUGCGACGUCUAGACAUUCCAUUUCCAAAGUCCGCCGCACCUUAACACCUCCUCCUCCCGCCUGAAAUGUUUUCGGCGCCGCCACUUCCCGCGGCCGUGGACUCAAUCCACCGCUCCUUAUCCGACCUCUGCUCCGCCGGCCCCGACCAGGAGUCCUUCGAGAACUCCCGCCAGUUCACCGGAUACGCGCACCGCCUCCAGCUCAUCGUCAAACAGCUCCUCCGCUCCUCCCCGUCGCUCUCACCCUCCGCGGAGACCGGGCUGAGAGGCAUCUCCGGAGAUCUCUCCGUUGCCGCGGAGACGAUUUCCGCCUACAGGAAGAGGAGCAAGAUCGCCGUCUUGGUCAACUGCCAGUCCCUGUGCUCCUCUCUUCUGGAGCGGACGGUUGCGAUUGGAACCUGGCUGGAGCUGAUUGAGUCAACGCUGCUCGACGACGACGACAUCGUCGCCGAUCUUCGCAAGAAGACCGCCGAUCUGGCCCGUGACAUGAAGCACGCGAAAUUCAGAGUGACGGAAAACGAAGAGAGAGUCCGUCGAACAUUGGAGAAGGAAGGGCAGGGAAGGCCGACGACCAAGCCGGUGCAGAGCGCGAUUGUCAUGGAUUUAGCGCGAGCGCUAGGGAUUGAUUCGAGCAACCAUCAAGAGCUAUCGGAGCAAGUGAAGCUAUUCAAAGCCGACGUGGUGCGGUCCAAUUCGGUCUCGGAGCGGCGAAUUCUGAUCUCUCUGGAGAAAAUUCUCGAGAGCUGGUCGACUGACUCUGAAUUGGACGCACUGAAAUUGGACUUGGAUUCGGAGGAGGAAGCUAACUUGUCACCUUUCAGGAAUUUUCUCUGCCCCCUGACCAAAGAAGUCAUGAAGGAGCCUGUACUGUUGUUAGAGUCUUCCCAGAACUAUGAGAAGAAAGCCAUACAGUACUGGUUUACCAGAUGCGUGGAGGAUGGACGGGACCCGACUUGUCCGAUCACCGGAGUGGUUUUGAAGACCUUGGAACUGAAGCCGAAUCUUGGGUUGGCCGGAGCAAUCGACGAGUGGAUUAGCAGGAACGUUGAGGUUCGGGUUAAAUCCGCGGUGGAGAAUAUUGGUAGAGAGCCUGUUGUGGCGGAGUCCAUUGAACGUGCAUUGGACAAUGUUUACUGGAUAUCUGAAGAGCAUUCUUCCCAUCGGUAUAAAGUAAGGAAUGCUGGUUUGAUUGUGUUUAUGGUUAAGUUGCUUAGGAAUUCGUCUAAGGAUAUGGGCUCUCGUCUGAGGAGCAAAGCUCUUAUGGCUUUGUUUAGUAUGGCUAAGGACGAAGAAAGCAAGAACAUAAUGCUAGAAGAAGGUGUGAGUAGACUGGCUAUACAUAGCCUUGUUGGUAGCUCAGAGAAAGAGCGAGAAUAUGCUGUGAAGUUACUGCUGGAGUUCACAAAUGACGAAGAUUAUUGCACCAAAAUCACGUCAGAGAAAGGGGCACUAGUUCUUCUUUCCAGUAUGGCAGGCAAUCUGGAGCAUCCUGCCUUGUCAAAUCUUGCAGAUGAGCUUUUGAAGCGGCUGGAAAAGAUGGAAGAGAACAUUCAGCCAUUGGCAGCUGCAGGAAGAUUCGAGCCCCUACUUGCUCGUUUAUGUGAAGGUUCAGAUGACGUUAAAACAGAGAUGGCAUCUAUUCUGGGAAGGAUGACUUUAACCAAUAGCAGUAAAGAAGAACUUGCCAGGAGAAGUGCUAAGAUACUUGUUGGGUUGCUCACUAACCCUGAAGCUCGAGGGCCAAGCUUGAAAGCCUUGUGUAACCUGUCAACUUUAGAUGACAAUGCAACGAUCCUUGUUGAUGCUGGUGCACUUCCCGUGCUCACCGAUAUCCUUUUGAAGAAUGAGGUGGUUGCAUUGGAACUCACAGACUUGGCUGCAUCAACAAUUGCAAACAUAGUGUCAAAUCCAGGGCACUGGGAGUUGGCAGCUGUGGACCAACGAGGUCACACAAUGCAGUCUGCUUCAAUAGUCUCGAGUCUCUUACAGCUUCUAUCUGUUGUCUCACCUCAAGCUCAAGCUUCUAUACUCCAAAUCCUCUAUGGAAUAGCAUCAUCUCCCAGGGCUGCAGAAUCAGUUGCAAAUAGAAUAAAGAGUGCUGAUGGCAUCAAAACAGUUUUAUGUUAUCUUGAGCACCCGGAAGUUGGACAUCGAAUCAAUGCUUAUAGGCUUACAAGAUUGCUGUCCGAAAGGUUUGCUCAAGACUUAUACUAUGAGCUACAAACUUGUAACAAGAAUUUAAUGUUGAAAGACAAACUAUUCGAUGACCAAUCUACAGAUACUGAGAGAUCUGAUGCCGCGUGCAUACUGGCCAACCUUCCCCUCGUGGGCGAUGAAGUGAAAACACUGCUUGAUGCUAGUUUUGUAAGAUGGAUAGUCUCCACUCUGAAAAAUCGAAAUCGCAGCGCCAAUGGCAAAGCAUCAAGGACAACAUCAUCAAGCAUAACGGAAGGGCUUCUUGGCCUACUACUACAUUUCACCAAGCGUCUCGAUCAUCAUCAAAAUGUUACCCUGGUGAGAGAGCUUCGUCUGAUGAGUCUUUACUGUGAGGAGCUCAGUUUUCCUUCAAAGCCGAGACUGAAAGAACUAUCUGCUCUUGGACUGAGAAACUUAUCAGAAGCUGGAAGGUUAUCAGCUGCCCAGAACCCGGAACCGAUCCCUCCCCAAGGAUUUUGUGUCCCCAUCCUCUUCAUGUGCAGCAGAGGCCCUCCCGAACUUUCCACUUGCCCGGUGCACAACGCGUCAUGUGAUGAUGGCGUUCAGUUAUGUCUUCUGAGUAGCAAUUGCAUCAAACCAUUGAUUAAUCUCCUUGGGGAAGACCAGACCGGGGUUCAGAUCGCUGCAGUGGAAGCACUUUCAACCCUGCUGCCUGAUUCUUCGAACAUUCCCAAGAGAGCGACGAUGGAGCUCGAAAACGUCGGUGUGUUCGAUGCAGUGAUCGAGCUGUUCAUGAAAGUUCGACCCGGGGAGCUGCAGGAGAAGACGGUCAGGAUGAUUGAUAAGUUCCUGAGAGCAGAGGGUUGCAGCCAUAGGCAUUCUCUGAAUCAAACUCUGGUUGGUGCUUUGGUGGAGGCAUUGAAGCAUGGGAAUGGUAACGCCAAGAGGUAUGCGCAGGAAGCUCUCACCAACCUGAAACAGUUAUCAGGAGUUAGUGGGACUGCUUCUGGUCAAGGUCGAUCACAAAGAUGACAUACAAUAGGCAGUAGGUAGGUUUUCCUGCAAGCCUCUCUCAUUUCUUGCAUGUGUACUGUAUUCUUGUAUCUUCUUGCCAGUAACCCGCACAAAUUUCUCACAUGUAUAGCGUUUCUUCUUUUGCCUGUUUCUUGUAUCCAUGGAUUAACCUUGAUUGAUUUUUGUUUUAUGUAUGCUGUGUGAUGAUUUAAAUUAAAUUCGAGGAUUGUUUACAUGGGUUCACUUCUUGGUAGCAAUUUUAUUUUAUACUAGUUUUUUGGCCUGUGCUUUGCCGCGGUAAGAUAUUAAUUUUAUUUGCAAUUUCUUUUACUCGUUUAAUGCUUUAGU